This is a messenger RNA of Cyclopterus lumpus (lumpfish), 3799 nucleotides long. RefSeq names its product fibronectin leucine rich transmembrane protein 1b (gene flrt1b). The record is from RefSeq and is a predicted model, not a curated record. Gene Ontology annotation, molecular function: protein binding. Bases 1414 to 3612 code for a protein of 732 amino acids. The transcript has 3 exons. Lineage: Eukaryota; Metazoa; Chordata; Actinopteri; Perciformes; Cyclopteridae.
AUGACGAGCCGCUUUAGAGUUGAAGAAGCGAAGUUGACGAAGGUUAGAGGGGAGCUAACUGACAGCGAGAACCGGGAGCAAAAGGACGCAAUCAGACUUUAUCAGAGGUUAGUCUCUCUCUCUCUCUCUCUCUCUCUCGCUCCAAACACAUUAACCCACGGCAGAGAGAACCGACAGGGUGGGAGAUAACUAGUGCACAUCGCGGAGCUUCGGUGCGGGCAGAGCCGAGCCUCUUCCCCGGUCCCUCCGCCCGGCUGUAGGCGCUGCUGACCGGGACUUAACGGAGCCGCGUAGAUAUCUAUUAAGUUGAGAGGAGGACUUGACAAGGAGGACUUGAGGGGAGCGAGCGCGAGAGAGAUGGAUAACAAAGGGUGGUGCUCCCUGACACUCAGCCAGCUGUCCUCCUGAAGCAAACAGCAGUGAAGACUUCCUUGAGGAUACUUGACAGCGGCCCAUUUCUGCUAACCUGUGGGGGAACUUUUCACACUAAGCCACGUGAUCGGCCAUCCCAGCGCCGCUCAGAGCCAACUACAUACAUCUUCUGAGGAUCAUCUGUGUGAACUCAAAAGGAAGCAAUUAAACAUUUAACAGAGGAGAGUGAGGCAGAAACUGAGAGGGAAGGAGAAAGAAGCCUCUGAACCCAACUCUUACAGCCUGCACCGGUCCAAACUGUCCAUCACAGCCUCACACAUACUCAUUACCAUCACUGAAGUGUGAAAUUGAUGUUGUAAUAAUUGUUAUAAUACAACUAAUAAUCGUAAGGACUUUUUGCUGGAUUUUCCUGAGUUGUGAAAAUCCCACUGCUGCUCAUUAAUUAAAACCACUACCUGGUUAUUCAAAGCAAGUGUAACACGGCACUGAACUAUUUUUGCACAAGUAUCCAGGAUUGCUUUUGACUUCGAAGAAGGACCCUUGAGCCCUCAACCAUCUUCUGACUGUCUGCCCAACUGUAGCAUUUGGGUGUGGAGCGGUGGGUUCAGAAUUAGGCCCCUGGACAUUCGUUGAAGAUGACUUGAGUUGGCAGGCCUAAAAGCCCCUUACCCCAGAGAGAGAGCGAGAGAGAGCGAGAGAGAGCGAGAGAGAGAGCUUGGCAGUAGGACACACACACAACACACAAAUGUGGGUGCCGAGGCGGCUUUGAGCCAUGCUGGUGUUGCUACUUGCGCAGCCCUGGAGUACAGGCUAUCAUCAUCCCUAUCAUCAUUCACCCAAGCUGAGGAAGAUUCAACGGCCCCGAGGAGCAAGGCUACACUUGUGAACACAUCAAAGAAGACUAGGAAACUGCACUAACACAGAGAGAUCCGCAGCUACAACCUCAAUCACACGUACAGACAUAUUUAAUACUCCUCUCAAAAAAACAAAGCUGCGGCGGACGUGAAAGGCACAGAGACUGAGCAGGAGGUGAGCACCAACAUGGCAGCUGAGAGUAUUGCUGAGCUCCGCGAUUGGCUCUUUCUGCUCCUCCUGUGCCUCACCUUAUUGGCUGAGGUGCUGGAACUGGCAGCAGCGGCAAUUGCCAUGGAGACAGGCGAGGGAGAUGAGGGCAUUGUUUGUCCCAUAGUGUGCCGCUGUGAUGAGGGUUUUGUCUACUGCAACGACCGUGGCCUCAGUAUAAUUCCUCCACUACCAUUAAUGGCUGCCAUCCUCUACUUGCAGAGCAACCGGCUGAGUAACGCUGGCCUACCUCCCACACUGGAACGCAGCACUUCCAUACGAGUGAUUUACCUGUAUGCCAACCAGUUGGAUGAAUUCCCUAUACACCUCCCGCCUUCGUUACGGGAGCUCCAUUUGCAGGAUAAUAAUAUACGAACGUUACCGAGAUCAGCUCUGGCCAAGCUCCCAUUACUAGAACGAUUGCACCUGGAUGAUAACUCCAUAUCCACAGUUAGCAUCCAGGAGCGAGCUUUUUCCGGGACUCCACGGCUUCGACUACUGUUUCUGUCUCGGAACCACCUAUCAAGCAUCCCUGCAGGCUUGCCGGCAUCCUUGGAAGAGUUACGACUGGACGACAAUAGAAUCAGCACCAUCCCCACACAUGCCUUCCGUGGGCUCUCCUCCCUGCGACGCUUGGUCCUGGAUGGGAACCUGCUGGCCAACACACGCAUUGCAGAUGACACCUUCUCCCGUCUCUCCAACCUGACUGAGCUGUCACUGGUUAGGAAUGCGCUACAGUCUCCGCCAGUCUACCUACCAUCGGCUCACCUUGUGCGACUCCAUUUGCAAGACAAUGGAAUGACUCACAUACCACGGGGGGCGCUGGACGGGAUGCGGCGGCUACAGAGGCUGGACCUGUCAGGAAACAAUCUGACCACUCUCCCUCGAGGACUUCUGAAGGAUACAGAAAGCCUGGAGCUGCUACUGCUGCGAGGAAACCCCUGGUACUGUGGCUGCAACCUUCGCUGGCUCCACGCAUGGCUGCACAGCCGGGGAGCAGCAGUGACAGUCAGGGGUCUGACCUGUCAGGGGCCUGAGCCUGUAAGGGGGCAGGCCCUCAGAGAACUAACCUCCAUGAUGGAGCAGUGCGAAGGCCCUGCUGCUGGUCCUAGCACUGGAAUGGGGAUGAACCCAGCAGAAAAAGAUGGAGGUGGUGAAGAUGGUGUUGGAGGGGGCCAAGCAGUGGCUUCAGACCCCCAUGAUAGCACCACCACCAGCUCCCUGCUGGUCCCCACACAAGGUUCCCUCUUCACCCUGCGAGCCAAACGACCGGGCCUUGUUAUGCCCCUGCCUCCUGGUGAAGGGGGACAGGUAUCUGGAGAGGCCCUGGAGCUGACUGUAAAACCUCUCUCUUCGGACAGUGUACUGGUGAGCUGGCUGUGUCCAAUGCCGGCACCCUCCUUCCGCUUGUCGUGGCUGAGGUUGGGUAGCAGUGCAGCUCUUGGCUCCAUAACAGAGACUCUGGUACCUGGAGAGAGGAGGCAGUACCUCCUUACCCAGCUUACCCCACGCUCCCAUUACCUCAUAUGUCUGCUGCCACUACGACAGGAAUCCUCCUUUGGGGGUUCCAGCAUGGGUUUAUCUCGAGUUGGCAGCAUGGACACGGACAGUAAAGACUCGGCCCCGUCCUGCGCUCAGAUAGAAACUGGAGAGGCACUGGUCAACACAGGAGGGGAGGGUUCAGAUAAAGAGGGACAGGACUCAGAACUAACAGCCCUGCCAUUGGCUGGGAUCAUUGGGGGUGCCACUGCAUUAGUAAGCCUGCUGUUAAUCUUUGGCAUCUUCUGCUGGUAUGGACAGAGAACAAGUUACGUGUCCGGGGACUCAGGCUCGUACAGCAGGGGCCGGGGCGGGAAACAUUAUGAUGACUAUGUAGAGUCAGGCACCAAGAAAGACACUUCCAUCUUAGAGAUCAGGGCCCCUCCUGCAGGGUUUCAGAUGACAGCUAUGGCCCAUCAGCCCCUGCAGCCUAAGCUGGAGGAUGUCACCUACAUCCACACCAUUUUCCCCUCUUCUUCCUCUUCCUCCCAAGCUAACGGGACCUACCGGAGCAGCCACGGAGCCGGCAGCCUCAAUGGCACCAUCCUCAGCCAAACCAGCCACCAUCAUGCCACUUAUGGUACCAACCGUGGCUACAGAGAGGGUGGCAUCCCCGACAUAGAUUAUGCCUACACGUGAUAAUACAGGGAUCCACUAUCUGAGCCACAAAUGCCGGGCACCAUUUCUAUGAUGACGACCCCAUGGCUAGUGGCCAUAUUGUCCUUGGUUUCCAAAGUACCCUCUGUGCCUCUGCUGGUUCAAUUCUGAUUGGUUUGCUAUGUAGAAUAAACUGAUUUCAGCUGUGUUGAUUAGACAUUGCUAUUGA